Molecule: messenger RNA, 4748 nt
Organism: Seminavis robusta
Lineage: Eukaryota; Bacillariophyta; Bacillariophyceae; Naviculales; Naviculaceae
Source: the annotation of a GenBank genome assembly
AGGUACUCAAAGCGUAUUGAGCUCAUCGGACCGAAGAUCUACUUAGCCGGUCCUGCAUCCUGUGAAUUCAUUGGUGAUGCCAUUAUUAAAAAAAAAUCCAGUUUGGAAACCAGGAGGAGAGAUCUUUGUGAAGUAGUACGUUACGAUCCAAGCAUGAGUCAAGAAGAAGAAAGCAGCAGCAGCACUGAUGAUGAAAGAAAUGUCGAGGAUGAAAGGGAAGGUGCGGACCAAGAAGAUGAUGGUGGUGCGGGAGAGGAAGAAAGCCAGCACUUUACGGACGAAGAUCCAGCGUCGAGCCAACCGGAUACCAAGUCUCUCCUGAUCAUGGGCAAAGUAAUGCGAGAACUCACCAAGGCCAGGGAAGCCUUUGAUGAUUACGCCGACCGUGACACGGAUGGUCAGCCACAACAGAGCGCAGUAGAAAGAAUCAGCCGAGGACGUCUCCUCUUCUUCAGAACAAAACCCACAGGAAGUAGCAGUGACCACAGUGAAGAUGAAGAAUCGGUGGUGGAACAAGAUUCAUCCCGAAUUGGUGAUGAAUCCUUGGUCUCUCAUAAUGAUGUGUCCAAUCACACUGCAGUAGCCAGAUCUAUUGGUGUGGGAGAUUCCAAUGAGGUUGCUACUUCUGUGAGAGAUCUAUUGGAAGAGCCAAUCCCUCACGGAGCCUAUUCUGUGACCCGGCUCAGCAUUUCCACUGCGGAGGAAUCCAAUGCCAACCUCAUUGAUGACACAGACUAUAGUGAACCAAAUCGUCCUUUGCCAGCUGUACCAGACGAUCCAGAGUCGGGCUUGGCCAGAGCCACCCGAGUCCCAGACACCCCAGUCACAUUCCCCCAACCAGAGCUUGAACACACCUCCUCAGAGCGUGCUUUCUCAGAGCCCCCCUAUAAAACUGGUGGUUGUUUCGUAGUUGUCCUGGUUGUGCUGGCAGUUUGUGCUAUUCAUUUCAUCAUCCGCCCAACACCUGAGAUACCAGUGGGAACCCAAUCACCCGCAGGAGCACCAACUUCAAGCUCUCCAAGAGACAGAGCCUAUCUACUUUCGUUGCUGCCUGACUAUACCAUCAAAGAGAUCCACUUUGACACUUACGCCAGGACAUUUUUCUUCCCAUCAUUGGUCUCUCCUCAAACCAAGGCAUUCAUCUGGACUAUCAACGACCCGAACUUCGACUACUAUGAAACAUGGCAGCUAAAGCAGAGGUUUGCACUUGCCUGCUUCUACUAUGCUACAGGAGGAGAAACAAGCUGGAAAUCGACAGAGAAUUGGUUGUCAUACAAGUUCAAUGAAUCUGAUUGGUACUCCAAUCAUACGGUUGGAGGAGAAUUGGAUUGGCACGACCUCCUUUACCACCACAAGUAUGGAAUAUUUGAAGAAACAAGCCAUCAGCUGAAUCAUCUGUGGCUUGUCAAUAACAGCCUGGAGGGAACUAUACCUCCAGAGUUGUCUCUCCUGACGUCUCUAAGGUCAAUAGAUCUCAGUGCCAAUCCAAGGCUGAGGGGCCCCAUCCCUUCGGAGAUUGGCAACCUUCAUCGGCUUGAAAUUCUGAUGUUCUCAGAAAAUACAAUGACUGGCGAGCUACCUACGGAGCUUGGCCAACUCACCAAACUCCUGAGUCUUAAAACAGAGAAUAACACCUUCCAUGGCACAAUCCCAUCCCAGCUGAGCAUGCUGAAAAACAUGACUGUGUUGGAGUUAGGGUUCUCCGGGCUUGGGGGGCAAAUACCAUCAGAACUCGGUCUUAUUACUCCCUUGGGCAUCUAUUUUGAAGGAAAUGAGCUGGAAUCCACGAUUCCAACAGAGCUGGGACUCACCAGUGAUCACAUUCUAAGCCUCCAUUCUAACAUGCUCACCGGCACAAUUCCUUCAGAACUGGGCAUGCUUUUGCAAGAUACCAUGUUGUACAAACCAAAGUUUUUUGCUUUGCUGGAGGAGAAGGCUCCCAAGGGUUAUGAUAUCACUGGUAAAGAGGCUCUUCUGAACAUUGUGGCGGGUGUACUUCAAUUGGGUUUAAAUGGUGUUAUGAUGUCUCAGAACUUGCUAACGGGAUCGAUUCCAACUGAAUUGGGAAGAUGUGCUGAGGGUGUUCGGCUGGACCUUGCUCAAAACUCCCUGACUGGGGCCAUCCCAAGUGAGCUGGGUUUACUAUCUAACCUACUCUGGCUGUUUUUGAGUGAGAAUCAACUGCAAGGUCAGAUUCCUUCAGAGCUUGGGCUCCUAUCGAAUGCAAAGUACCUUCUUUUGCAUCAAAACGAUCUUACCGGGAGUCUUCCACAUGAAUUGGGGUCUCUUAACUUGACUGGCCUGACAAUCAAUUCAACUGGUGUCACAGGAACCAUUCCUGAAGAGCUGUGUGACCUGGGCAGGUGGAAUAUUUCUUCAUGGGAAGGUCUAGCAUUUGAUUGCAGUGAGGAUCUCUGUGGAUGUAGUUGGUGUCCUUGUACAAUUGUUUGAUCACCCCAAAUACCCCUACCGUAUCCUUGCACAGUCUCCUGGGACACCAAAGACGGCAGAACGUGUAGGGGGCUAGGAGAGUUGAUUUGUAUAGGAUAGUUUGUUUUUUAUACCCAUAUCCCCUACACCAGCAAGGCCUACUAGCAAUCGGUACGAGAAUAGAGAUUGGGAUGCUUUAUGGAAGCCAUCAAAAGAAGCGCAGCUGGCAACCAAAACGAUAAACGAAACUCCUUUUGUUUGCACCCAGCACAGAAAGGAGGAAAGAACCAACUGUUGGGCCUGCGUUAGCACAGGCUACUGCACGGUACCGUAGCCAAGCCAUCACGAUCGAUCGAUGACGCAGCCGUCCCACGUCCCACUACUCCCACGAGCGAUGCGCCAAGAAUGGCAGAAACUGCUGGGCUUUUCAGAGCGCCCGUUCCGCCCUCCCUUGACGCCGCUAGCUAGCAAGAAAUUCAUCGCAGCAGUUAGCCAGGAAGUGUCGCCGCAGAAUGAAGUCGUUUUCUUCAAAGCACGAAAUACGCAAAAGAAGUACACUCCUCUUGAUGCAUGGAUCGUUUUCUCUCUGUGGCUGUGCGCCUACUAGUCUAUGAUACUUGAAAACCAGUGAGUGAAGGAAAACGAGGAGUGCUUCUUCGCAGCCAUCCACUCGUUGCCUUGACUUGCCUCGCCUCGUCCUUCUUUUGUCAACAAUUGACAGAAGAAGAAUGAUGAUGGUUUUCAUUCUUCGAACCACCGGUUAGUUGCCGCGACCGCUCAUGCAACUUCACAGCUCGCUCCUUGCUUGAGCCAAAGAGCCAAAGGAAACUUCUUCGUUUUUGCAAGGGACACCCUAUUUUGACUCCCGCAGCUCUCCCCGCUCCACUCCAUCCGAUCUUUCGACAGCAUGACCAGAAGGCGAUCACUGAGAAGGCUCUGACCAAAACUUGCGUCGGGGUAUUCUCAAAAAAACGCUUUCUAAAGCAAGAACUUCCAUGGACCUGUUCUGUGGCAUGUCGGCUGCAUUGUCACUGUUAAACAGUCGCGCGUCUUUUUACUUCUGCAAAGGUUGCGAUGGAGCAUUGUUGUUAACAUUCUUGGUGUGGCCAUCGAGCAUCAAACGCACAGAGAACAAGCUUUGGGGCUCCCAAGACCUAGAUCAAGGGCCUUCUCCAGUUAUCAGCUUCAACAGAAAGAUCAAACUCUGUCUUAAAGAUGUUCUUUAUUUAGCAAGCCUGCUUCUCUUGCAGUGACAAAGUUGUUAUGAGCAAGAGCGAGCAAGUCAUGAGCAUUUGGUUGAGGGUUGAGGUUCCAUUCCCGGGAAUACAAUUCUAAGACCAGCAAGAUCACAGCGGACUAUUCUCCAGCAGUAAAGCCUAGAACCCCUUUUGCUGCCAAUCCUUCUAGAUUUCUCCGGCCUGCUUGGGAUUUCUAAGACUGCCCCCUGCGACUACCUCGAGAAAUCAAAGAACAGAGAGGCAAGUUGAAGAAGGGAAGUCGUCAACCAAUGCGAACGACAAAAUCGAAAAAGAAGUGUUUUGGAUUGAAGGCUCACAAUCUGUCGCCUCACAAAGCAACCAACAAGCAAACCAACAACACCAACUGCUCAGCAGACUCUCUCUUUGGAAUCUUUUUCUCUCUCUCCUUCCAGAAAUCCAGUCAAUCAUGUGCCGCCCUCGUACUAGUACAUCCACCACCGCCAUCAUGACUCUCGGACAACCUCAAUCGAUGUUGCUCGCCCCUCCCAAGCAGCCCAUGAUCCAAGCUACCGCUUCCAAUACCGCCAAGGGCAUGAUCAAUAACGAACCACCUCUGUACUGCCAGCCCGUGGAGACCCCGCUAGCACGGGCACUUGCCUAUGAACUCCUUGAGGAAGAAUGCUGCUGUCCUCGAUGGGUACCCCUCUGUGUCUGUGCUUUCCUCGCACCUCUCUCCUUUGCCGGACUGUAAGGCUGCUUCUGAUGCUGUUGCACUCAUGGAGUCAAAAAGACCCCGGCCCGGGUCACACUGCAAGAUGACCUCUUCACGCCUGGACCACACAAGCACCAGCAAAAGAAUCCCCUUCCAAUAGUUGUGCAUACAAUGAGCGCACUUCCAACACUUCAGGGGCAUCCCCGCUGAUUCGAAUCGAAUCCAGCAGCUCACUCACCCCUUAUCCGGCCGCAAUGGUCCGGAUCCGCCAGAUGCCCUCACACAAGCCGCUUUUCAAUCGGACAACACAAGCCCCAAAGCUGCACUCGCUACUAGCAACUAGCUAGACCACAUUCAAUCAAUCAAAACACCACUUUAACCAAUUUAGCAAUCAAAUUAUCUCCUUU